ACCCCGCCCCGCGUGCACACUGACUCGACGUUAUCAGCCUCUGAGGGCAACUUUCUUUUCUUUUUUUUUUUUUUUUUUUUUCCGUGUGCGUGUAACAGACGUUAUCAACCGACAGGUCCAACGGUCAAUGUUCCUGCACCGGGGACUCCCGCAGCACACUGCAUCCCGGGCUCCGAGCCUGCUGACUGGCUUUUGAAGCCGCCGUGCACCGUCACCGGAUUGAAGGAAAACAAAAGUUGUGCAGGUGGAGAAGGAGGUGUGUGUGUGUGUGUGUGUGUGCGUGUGCGUGUGGAGAGAGAGAAGUAUCGCAGUCAUGUCGGGGCUACCGGGAUUCGUGAGCCCGUUCCCCAGGCCCCGGUGCCUGGCGGCGGCUGCAGCUCCGGCGGGGAAAGCCAAACUCACGCACCCGGGGAAGGCGAUCAUGGCCGGAGGGAUAGCGGGAGGCAUCGAGAUCUGCAUCACCUUCCCCACCGAGUACGUGAAAACACAGCUGCAGCUGGACGAGAAGGCCAAUCCUCCCAAAUACAAAGGCAUCGGUGACUGCGUGAAGCAGACGGUGAACGGUCACGGGGUGAAGGGUCUGUACAGAGGACUGAGCUCCCUGGUGUACGGAUCCAUACCUAAAGCUGCUGUCAGGUUCGGGGUGUUUGAGUUCAUCAGCAACAAGGUGCGCGAUGAGAACGGAAAACUGGACAGCAAGCGAGGGUUCCUGUGCGGCCUCGGCGCCGGCGUGGCGGAGGCCGUGUUCGUGGUUUGUCCCAUGGAGACGGUGAAGGUGAAAUUCAUCCACGAUCAGACAUCGGCAAACCCAAAGUUCAAGGGAUUCUUCCACGGAGUGAGGGAGAUUAUAAGAGUUGAAGGACUGAAGGGGACGUACCAAGGCCUCACCGCCACCGUGCUGAAGCAAGGCUCCAACCAGGCCAUGCGCUUCUACGUCAUGACGUCCCUGAGGAACUGGUACAAAGGCGACGACCCCAACAAAGCCAUGAACCCUCUGAUGACGGGGCUGUUCGGGGCCGUCGCCGGGGCCGUCAGCGUGUUCGGGAACACGCCGCUGGACGUCAUCAAGACCCGAAUGCAGGGUCUCGAAGCCCACAAGUACAAGAGCACCAUGGACUGUGCCGUCAAGAUCAUGAAGCACGAAGGACCCAAGGCGUUCUACAAAGGUACUGUCCCCCGGCUGGGUCGGGUCUGCAUGGACGUGGCCAUCGUCUUCAUCAUCUACGAGGAAGUCGUGAAGGUCCUCAACAAAGUUUGGAUUACGGACUGAAACGCACGAGAGCUUCGGGACGCGCGUCCACAUUAGCAGUCUAAUAUCUACCUCUACGUGAUUUACACAGAGAGAAGAAGAAAGGGAUUUGGUAUGUUCUUUGAUUUUUAUUUAUAACACAGCUGGUGGAAGUCUCAUCUGCAUAAAAACAACAACAACAACAAGGUCCAGAUUGCUUCCACUCGCUGUUUUUUUUUUUUCUCUUUAAAUUCCAAAAUGGGGGAGGGGGAGUUCCUCAGGGAACGUAACGAGGCAUUUAUUCAGAUUGGUCUAUUCAUGUUUUACAUAGUUAAUAUAAAGAGGACCCAAGACCCGACGCAAUGUGAUGUAGACACUGUAGACAAAGACGUUAUACUUGAAAUGAGAGAUUAUACCGGAGAUGAAAGAUGUUAACGCCCUCUUUUUAUAUGCAAGAAAUGGAUUUUUUAUUUCUUCUAAAAAGACGUUUGAAAACCCAUUAACUGCCUUAAAUCACGAUUAAUCAAGAUUGUAGCGGGAUUUUAUUCAUGAUGUCACACAACCUCCUUUUAGAAAUGCACAUUUCUACUAAGCAGCUGUUGAGGCGUUCACUUUUAGGUCGCAGAGAUGUUUAAAAAAAAAAAAAUUAACUUAACGAGUUGCUAUGAAAAUAUAAAAGAAGUGCCUAAUGUGUUUGAUUUUUGAGAUGAAAAUGGUUUAAUGUUGUUUUAAUAACGGUGCACAGGCCGCGGGGGGUGCCAGAGGUUUAAUUCCAGGUUUUUUAUGAGGUAUUUGUGAGACGUUGGUAUCUUCUCUAAAAAAAAUUAUUGUAUUUUUAUUCUAAAUUCAUCGAAAAAAAAAUGCUUUUUUUUCUCCGAUGAAUCUUUUUGCUAUUUUAAAUUUUGUUUUGUUUUGAGAAGUGCCGUUAAUAGUGCCCUUCAAUCUCAUUCCAGGAAGGACGAGAGUGCUUGAGGAUAGAUUUUUAUUGCAGAUUUUAAAUGUUUAACUUUUUUAAUUAUUUCGUUUUUACACCAACUGACGAGCCAACGUGCCAACAAAUGUCUGCUCAAAGGAAUGUUUGUUUGCUACUAAUUGUUUUGCAAAUGUUUACUCGAUCAGAGGAAUAUAUAUACAAUAUAUAUUAGGAAUGACGGCAGUUAAAACCGAGUAUUGUGCCUUCAUUCUAACAAGUAUUCUCACAAAUAAAUAUUUGAUCAGACCGUU
Molecule: messenger RNA, 2452 nt
Organism: Cyclopterus lumpus (lumpfish)
Lineage: Eukaryota; Metazoa; Chordata; Actinopteri; Perciformes; Cyclopteridae
Gene: slc25a1b
Product: slc25a1 solute carrier family 25 member 1b
Exons: 9
Coding region: 314-1270 (318 amino acids)
Biological process (GO): mitochondrial citrate transmembrane transport
Source: RefSeq, a predicted model, not a curated record